GCAGCCAAUCAUAGAAUUGGUAUUUUUGAAAGAAAAAGAAGAAAUAUUCUGAACAUUCUAUAAAUGACAACUCACGUACAUUGACAACAAUAAUAAUAACAUAACCUCACACUUAAGAUUUCAAGUCGAGUUGCUAUUUAUUAAUUGAAAGGAAAUUUCGAUAAUGACGGACGUUGAAAUCAAUUGGCCCUGGCAAUAUAACUUUCCACCUUUCUUCACACUACAGCCUACCGCACAAACAAGAUCGAAACAAUUAGCAGCAUGGAAAACGCUUAUAUUGGACUAUUGUCGACAGACCAAAACUUACACACUUGAUGUUAGGGAAGCAGUAGAUUGGCCCCUAUUUUACAAUUCUACCAUAAAUCGGAGGUUGAACUCUACUGUAAUAGUUUCUGUCUUGUCUGAAUUAUCCAAGAGUUCGAAUUGUGCUGCAUUGGACAAAGCGAAAAAUAGAUGGGAAAUAUAUUGGCAUACAUUGGAAGAGUGGGCUUCUAUGAUAUAUGGUUAUAUAUGUGAUUCGGGAUUGCAAAAUACUGUUCUCACGUUCUAUGAAUUGACAAAUGGUACAGAUGUCCAAGAGCAAGAAUUUGCGGGAAUGCAAACUGAGGUUCUGAUCAAAGUUUUAAGGGUUUUAGAAGAUGAGAGAAAAUGUGAAUUGAUUUUGUCUGAUGAUAUGCAAGGAGUGAAAUUUUUUUAGGUGGUGCUAUGCGAAGAAAUAUACUUUAUUGAGGUUAUCGUUCGUGUUAUAUAUAAAUAAAGAAUUGUAUACUGA
Coccinella septempunctata (seven-spotted ladybird) is the source of this 772-nucleotide messenger RNA. It is a transcript of the gene Vps25, whose product is annotated as vacuolar protein-sorting-associated protein 25. Gene Ontology annotation, cellular component: ESCRT II complex. NCBI's taxonomy places the organism in Eukaryota, Metazoa, Arthropoda, Insecta, Coleoptera, Coccinellidae. The transcript has 2 exons. The record is from RefSeq and is a predicted model, not a curated record. Gene Ontology annotation, molecular function: structural molecule activity; protein homodimerization activity. The coding region runs from base 164 to 697 and encodes 177 amino acids. Gene Ontology annotation, biological process: protein transport to vacuole involved in ubiquitin-dependent protein catabolic process via the multivesicular body sorting pathway.